Culex pipiens pallens (northern house mosquito) is the source of this 14334-nucleotide messenger RNA. RefSeq lists its product as uncharacterized. Gene Ontology annotation, cellular component: cytoplasm. Lineage: Eukaryota; Metazoa; Arthropoda; Insecta; Diptera; Culicidae. Gene Ontology annotation, molecular function: guanyl-nucleotide exchange factor activity; protein binding. The transcript has 20 exons. The record is from RefSeq and is a predicted model, not a curated record. Bases 1826 to 12085 code for a protein of 3419 amino acids.
ACCAGACCUUGGUCCUGGGACCGUGUCGGAAUUUGCUCGGUGAUUUGUGUUGACUUUUUUGGGAGCGCACCCUAACCUUAACCAUCCCCGCCCCCUUAAACUCUGAUUUGAAGGGGCGUCCGGUUUCGUCGCGUGUUUCGGUCGUCACGUCGCGGCGCGAGUUCCGGUCAAGUUCCGUUCCGCGUUAAUCGGUGCCGAGAGUGAGAGUUGGGGCACGUUAGGAUCUGUUGUCCCCGACCCCGUUGUUCUCCGAACGCCCCCCACGUGGUCUAUUAGUGAGGAGGGGUGCUGGCGGUGGUGGUGGGGGGUCGUUAAGGGAAAAGCCCUCGAGGGCGAGCUCCUAGAGGGCGUCGCGACGCUCCAUUACGGAUGCUGUUUGGUAUUGUCUGGUGAAAUGUGAUCGCAGAAGACAGGCCUCGCGUAGGUCUUUACAACGCGCGCGUCAUUAUGUAAGCUUAUCCAUCGCUAGCGAAACAGAAUGCGUUGGGGCCAUUUUCGGUCGAUUUAUGGGGCGCGCCGGGAAAAAUGAUGAACGAGCUUCGGGACAGACGUCGGCGUCGUCGUCGGUCAGUGGAUGGUGGAAAAUAUCGAUUCGGCUGGAUUUGUGCCUAGUCACAGAAGUUUCAUCCGCGUUGAAAGCAAAAAAACGAAAGGAUUCUCGUUAGUUCUUAAUCCUUUCGUUCGGUGGCCGUGCCCACCAAAGUUUUUUGGCAAACUUCCCGAAUCCGAGAUGAUGAGAAGAAGGGGUCAAAGCCGUUGCGAGAAUCCCGAACAGCUCCCGAACGUGUGUUCUGUUCUCGGCUACUAGAACAAAACCGACAACAAUUACAAUACUAGCGAGGAGUACUACCACUACCAUUGAACGCUUAGAAUUGUUUAAAAGUGUGUGUGUGGGGGUGAAUUUUCCGAGUGAGAGUAGUGUUUGUUUUUUUGUCAUCCCUCACAUGUGAUCUGGGAAAUUGUGCGCCACUUUGUAAGGAGAAAAGGGUGACACUCUUGUCAAUUCAAACAAAAGUGAAAAUUACGCGUUUUUGUGUGUGAGUGAGUGUCUUUGUGUGGAUUGAAAACAACAAAUAAAGAUCAAAUGGAAUUGUCCCAUUUUAAAUGUCAGUGUUCAACUUGGUGUAAACUUUGCGAGUUCGGUUUUAAUCAGUGACAAAUCCAUCAAGAGGGAGAGGAUUACCGUCGUCGUGGUUAUGUUCGGAAGGAUGUAACGCAGGUCGUGAAUCAGGACAACUCUCAAGAAAUGAUGGAGCUUCGAAAUAGACUUCGAUUGACAAGAGUGACAGAGUGCUGGCGCCCGCUGCUAGAAUAUUUCUGCGUGUAGUGAAAGAAAAGGACCUCCAACAUUCGAGACAGUGCUGCCAGCACCUUCGUCGUACCCAAAUAUAUCGGGGGAGCCAAGUGCUGGAAUUGGGAAGUUCAAGUGUUUUUUUUUGCGAUGGAAACAUGACACGACGCCAAAUCGGUUGUCGUCUCACAGUUUGGUUUUGAUUUCCAAUCGAUUUUCCCGCCCUGUUUUAUUUUCGAGUAUUUGUGAAUAGUGCCAAUGUCUGUGCGUGUACCGUUAACGAGAGGGGGUCCUUACGGAUCAUCAGCUCGUCGAAGCUUUCCGUUUGUUCACAUUCUUUUUUCUCCUGCAACAAAUCCUUACUAAUGGUGCGCGAUGAGGGAAAUUCCGUCGUGAAAGACGAGCUGACUACGCCGGGAGUAAUGGUGUCACAUUAAAGUGGUUCAUCUUUUGUCGUUCGAUCGCGAAGAAGAAAAACGAAGAAGACGAAGCAAUAGAGGGUCCCUUUGGGGAAGUGUGAAACCUUGAGCCGGAAUGAAUCUGCAUAAGCUGAGCAAACGUCACUCGAUUCAUUCGAUGCAGCAGCAGCAGACACAAGCAUCGUCGACAGGAACUGCAACAGGACGACAAGCGGAUGAGUUUUCCGGCGCUGAUGCGACGACUUCCGGUGGCAAGCAGCAACAACAGCAGCGGAAGAAGGGAAAGUUUAGGCUCAAGGAACGUUCCUGCUCGUCGGUCCGGGAGCGCUUCGUAAACGAUCCGGCAUACACGGAGGACGUGCGCCACCUAGCGCUGCCGAUGCGCCGCAACAGUGGCCCCGAGCACCACGGCGCGGCCGGUGCGUCCUCGCGCCGGUUCUACACGAUGCCCAAAAAGAAGUCCAACUCGGUCGGGAAGGACUACCUGCGGAGUAGCAGCGGUUCGCGGGGCAGUCGCGAGUUUUACACGGUAGAUGUGACGGCGGAACUGGCCAGGGUGACGAACACCCCGGAACCGGUCGAUCAGAGCAAUGUGCAGGUUAAGGUGAGAAGGAAGAAGUACAACAAUCACAACAGUUCGGCGGAGAUGUUACGUUUCAACGAUGAGUCGAGCAGUUCGGACAAUUUGAGACAGAGCAAGAGUUCGACGCUGGAGCGGCGGGGCAGAAGUUUAGAUCGGAGGGGGUUGGGGGAUCGUGAACCUACGGGGUGGUUCCAGCGGGAAGGGUCCAGGAAGGAAAUGGAGGAGGAGGAAAGAACACGUGGUAGGAAUAGGAACGUUAUGAGGAGGCAGAAUGCUGCGGGGUCGACUACGCCGGAUUCGGCAGUUCAGCAAGAGGAUGAGGAAGCGAUGUACAGAGCGGCAAAGGUGGCUGCUCAAGCCGCGGUUGCAGCUGGGGAAGACGUCAAGGAAAGCAAGAGCAAGUUUCAAAUCGGAAAGCGAUUCUUGAAAGGGGAAAUUGGUAUCAAGAGUUUCAACUAUUACCUGUUGAAGGAAGGAUUGAAAUCUUCCAAGAAGAAUCUGCUGAAGCAGAAAUCGGCACCGGUUGAAGUGGUUGAGGUGGUGCAGCCAGUGGUUGUAGCAGUUCCUCAGGAACGAAGACCUUCUGGCUUGUCAAAGAGCGAGGAAAACAUCUAUGAAGAGAUUUACUUUGAAGAGAAGCCCGGAGAUUCUAACGACGAGAAAAUUCAGUUCAUCGAUUGUGAACUAUGCGUGCAAGAGUGCAACAACAGUAACUGUGAGGUUUGCCACAGCCGUGUUCCAAAGCACAAACUGCAGCAACAUCAUCACCACCAGCAGCAUCAGCAGUUGCCACUUCCACCACCACCACAGGUUCCGAAACCGUCGGUGGAUAAGCAGAACAUCUACGAGCAACUGAAGCAGAUACCACUACCGGGAACGCCUGGCCCUCCGCCUCCGUAUCAAGCGGUUGAGGGUGGUGAUCUGAGUAGCGUUUACCAGUCGUCAUCUUCGAUGACGUACGGCUCAAGUCCCGGUAAUGUACUCCAGUACCAGUCAUACAAUCCGAAAAAUCCUAACGUGUUCAAAAUCGAAACAACUCCAGUUGCGUUCAGCUGUGACUACAACCCGAUACAGCAAAUAUACUAUAAACCAGGUUACGGAAGCGUCCAGCAGCAGCAGCGUCCGCAGCACAUCUACCAGCGGCCACAUAACCUCACGUCAAGCUCCCAAUCCGACUUUUACCAAGAGGUGAACAGGAAGAAAUCAUCAUCCUCGUCGGAUUCGCUGCAAGCUCGAAUGCAGCGUGAGCUGUAUCAGCAAGCCAGUCUGUACUACUACCAGCAGGCUCAGAAGCAAACGGGCGCUGGUUCCGGUGCCAAUCCCUCGGACCCCUCCAAGAUCUAUAAAACUAACUCGAACGCCUCAAUCCUUAGCGAAGCGUCCGCCAAGAGUGAAAACUCGCUCAAGCAUCCGCAGCGUACCGGAAACAUGUCGGACUCCUCCCUGGGAGAUUCCCUGUUUUCCUAUCCGGCAAACCGACGCUACUUUGGAAGUUCGGAAAGCUGUCGCUUUGCCUCCGAGUGCCGCCGCUGCAGUCUGGAUGUGGACAAGUGCAGCUACUCGGACACUUGUCGGUACGACUGCCGCAAUUGCGACUGUUCGUCGAGCUACUUUUCGUCGGACUUUGACGAUCCGGCUGCUGGAGGGCGAAAGAGCGGUUCGCGACAGGAUAACUACGGCGUUCCGGCGUACGCCGAGGACUUUAUGAAGCACGUGAACAACGUUAAGCGAAAUCAGCUUGGUCAGCAGAAGCAAACCGCCAGCGGUAAAAUCUAUGAAACGCCGACGACUUAUGCCGGGGUAUCCAAGAAGACUCACCACGAGCAUACCUAUGAAACGUUGAAGAAUAAUGUGAUUCUGUACCAACAGCCCUACAAAUCCACACCAAAAUACGAAGAAAGCAGCAGGCUUUCCAUUAGUCAAAGCCAUGAGCUUCUGUUGAGUCCCUCUAGAUCAAAAAUCCCUCUUGAGUCACGGUACUCCCUUGGAGGAGGUCCCCCACCCACCGCCAUCAGCCGCUACGGCUACGCCAAGUCCUCCAGCACCCUUCCGGCUGCAUCAUCCUUCGCAGCCAAAACUAGAAGCACCGAGUUCUUCCCGCAAGCCGGAUCCCUCCCGAAGGCAACCCUCUCCAAGCUGAACCACGACUACGCGGAAAUCGUUCAACUCCCAACCCCCGCCGCCCCUCCCAAGGACCCCAAACGGAGCUCGAACGUCAAGUAUACCGCUCCACAACCCCCGAAACCUGCGACAACGCCCACGACCCGUCGCCAAGCUCCGCCCAUCCCGGCGAAUCCACCGCUGGCCAGCGACCCCCUCGAGACCCGAUCCAUCGGAGGAGGUUCCGACCGGGACAAGUCCCUGCCGCGCAAAGAUCGGGCCGACUUUGAGAAAAGCAAGCGGGGAGCGGCGGCGGCAGUUGCGGCUAGUUUACAGGAUCAGCCGCAGGAAAAGAAGGAACCGAAGGAGCAACCGGUGCAACAACUGACGGUGGCCACGGCGAAGAAGGAAAAGAAAGAAAGACGGCAUCCGGCCAGGAAGAAGGUGGAGGACGACGGGAACUUUACCGACGACGAAGACGAUGAGGUGUUUCUGAGUGAGAGGAGCAACGAGAAGCUGAGGAGUGCGCGGAAAGAGAAUCCACCGAAAGAGCAAACCACAACAAACGCGGCCGCCGUUGCCGGUUCGGCGGAGCCGAGCUCACAACCACCACCAAGGCAGCAACCAAAACAAACCGUGAGUUCCACCACCCCCCAGAGGAACUCACCCAAUGAAAGCGAGAGUUUGCGCACUUUGGCGGCGGCACCGUCCGAGCGCGCGAGUGACCGGAGAGUGAGUGACGGCGGCGGCCCAUCGAAGAUCGCCAAAACAGCAGACGCGCUGCUCAGUUCCGAUCUUGCCGUCCCAGGUGAAACAUCGGCGCGUCUGACGGUUCCGGCGUCCGACCAGGCUGUCCCUUCGAACAGACUCGAAGAGAAAAACUCCCCAGCGGCAAGUGCCUGCCCGUCGCGGUCCCCAUCCGCCACUAGCGUAGCUUCCGGCAAGGAUAAUCCCCCGCCAGCGGAACAAGACAACCAUGCCACUGAACCUGAAGCUAAGGUCGGCGAUGGUGAUGCCGAAGCCGAUAAAUUAGUUACCAACGAUGAAUCCGGUGAACUCGAGCUCGACUUUCCGCUGCCGGAGAUUCCCGUGAAGCACGAUCUGGGAACGUCGUCGGACGCCAGCUUUCGGACUGCGACGGACAACGACACUGCGACGACUACGACCACCACCACCGGGGAUGAUGUGAGGAGAUCCCCGAAGGUCUCGAGUAGGAACAAAGACAAAUCGGGCGCCGAAGAGAUGCACUAUCGAAAUCCAAACGACCCCAAACCGACGUACCUGUUUGGGGAAAAUCUCAAAAAGAAUGAAAUCUUUCUCAACAAAUCGGGCUGGGUGCAGGUCAGCCAGCCUUCGCAAUACCCGGGAGGACCCGGCCCGCAGCGAGGGUCGGCCGUCCGGGCCAAAUCACUCCAGUCCGAGUUGAUGUCCGGUGGGCCAAAGGUCUCCCGGAGGUACAUCGAGUACGACGAGAAUCGCUACGGCAGGGGAACCAAACUUGAAGAUCUCAUCAACCGUAACGAAGCCCGACGGAGUCAACUGCAGAAGAUCCAACGACAGGACAAUGUGACCAUCUUGAAGAUCGACCCGCAACAUCCGGGCGGUCGUCCGGAAUGUCUACCAAUCAAACGGAACCUGGCGGACAACUCACCACCUCCGGUAACCCCAAUCCUGUCACCACCACCGGCCUUCCAAGACUCCAAGUACAAGACGCGCCUCAGCGAUAUCAAACCUGGCACCAGGAUCUUCCUGUCCGUCGUGGACAACGAGAACCGCAACCCCAAAGGAAUGGUCUUCUCGCGCAGCUUCGAGUACGACCUCCGGCAACGGUACGCAGCCGGAUCUUCCUCCCAACACCAAAACCCCCCGCAACAACAACAACAACAAACGCAAAAGCAAUCCUACUCGGACUUUUCCAAAAGUUUCGACUUUGAAUCGUCCCGCUCAGCGGCCAUGCCCAAAACCACGGACCAACCCUUCAUCCGGCGGAACCGAUCGCCGACCUUCGCCACCCUCACCGGCAACUCGCCCAACUACCUGACCAAAAAGGAAAAGCCGAAAGACCCCUCACCAAUCUUCCCCAAGUCAAUCCCCGGCACCGGUCUGCCCAACUCCGGUGGGUACGAACCUCUGAAGCGGUUCGGCGACAAGAACAAAUCGCUCGACUCGAUGAUGUCUUCCAGUGGGGCGGGAGGAGGAGGUGGCCGAUCGCGGAGGUCACAGUUUUCGACCAAGGCCAACUCGACGCCCGGGCUGCCCACGUACGGGAGCAGCUUCCGGUCCGAUUCGGUGGGCAACACGCGGCUCAACUCCUGUGAUAGUGGAGCGAGAUCGGAUUACUCCAACGACGGCGUCGAAGACGACGACGACGAAGAGGACGUCAGCGAGGACCAAUCCUCCUCGCUGGCGCUCAGCUACAAAUCAACCACCUCGUACAUGAACCAAAUGAAGGGCCGAGCAGCUGCGGCCGCCAUGUACAGCUCCAGUCAACAGCAACAACAACUUCAGCAACAGCUAUCCGGUUCCGGCAACACGUUAACGGCUCACGCCGCCCUGAAGCCGCAACGCUCGCUCACUCCGGAACGGCUGUACGACAACGACGACUACGAAAGCAUGCGAAAUCUGAAGAAACAACGCUCGCUGACUCCGGAAAAGCGGUCCCGAACGCCGGACGAUCGACCCUCGAAGGCGGCCACCGCACGUGGCAAGGGUGAAAUCAACAGCUCGCAGUCAUCGCUGGUCUCACGGCAAAGUUCCGGCUCGAGAAGCAGCACGCUGGAGCGAAGAUACGACGAGGCUUGCAUGAGCCGAAGUACUUCGAGCUCUAGUUACAGCGGUGACGAAGCUCACACCUCGUCCUACCGGAGGAGUCAACUGAGGGGAGGUUCCGGAGCGAAUCUACGGCCAGGGAAUGUCGGUGGAGAUUACAAAAUUCGAAGAUCGAGCAACCAUUGUUUGGCAGACAUUAUGUGUGUAUCCCUGCAGCUGUCGGAACGUUCCCCGAGCCGGCAACUUCUCCAGCAACAGCAACCAGGUCAGCCGCACAAGGUCGUAGUGCGGCUUGGCAACGUGCCUAAAGAGCGGCCGGCGUACCCUGGCGGUGCGAGGAAUCCGCCCAAGUUCCGGGUGUCACCAAACUCCACGCUGGACCGACUCCGACGCGAGACGGCCUCGCACGCCAUGCACGCCGGUCAGGUCGACGUGGUGGACAACAAGACGAGCAAAAGCUUCGACAACAACAACUACGGAGUGUACGAGUACGCGGACUUUGACAAGAGCAAAUCGUUCGACGAAAACUACAUUCUGGACGAUCGGGAGAAGCAGCGAGCGUACGUCGCGACGGAAGGUCGAUCGUAUAGCCAUGAUCGCGUGUUCGGAUCAACGGGGACCUCAUCGAGUAACGAGUACAGCCAGUCUUCGUCGUCGCGAAACAGAACUAGUCCGCAAAGUUACGGGGCGCGGUUGUACGACCACGAGCUACAACAGUAUUCGGAGCUGGGCCGAAAAGCCGCCAUGAGUCGAUCGCCGAUCAUGGGGGGUUACAGUGGACGAAGCAGAGGAGGAACUGCUAGGGAUCGCUCACCCGUACCUGGAUCCACCAAGCUAACGCAACAGCACGGUAGCUUCCAGAAGGACUUGAUGUACGCGGGAAUGAGAAGUCUUGGAACGCCAGACUCGGAGUACGACGAUCGGACGACGACUACGCCGGAUGAUCCCGCGGCAGCGGCAGCCUUCAAGGAGGCCGAACUGGUCAAGAAGUUUCUGUACGCCGCCAAGAACAAGCAAAUGCAAAGAGAGUCCGGAGGACGUGGGGUGGUGGUACCUCCGGCCGGAACGCCCACCUCUGGAAGUUGUACCGCUAGUUCCUGUGACUUUUGGCCACACUGUGGCGCGGCCACGACGCCGCAAACGCUGACGGUCGUCGGCCACGGCCAGUUGACAAAGUCGGGUAGUGAGAACUGUUUGAACAGACGAAGUCUCGUGGUUGGUGACAUUGUUCCUACCGGUGUUAGUAGUGCAGGUGGUGCUGGUUCAGGUGAAGUGAUUGUAAUCAGCGGUGGAAGCCGCGGUGCCACGAUGGUCCCCGUCAAGGCCAACAGUUACGGGGGCACGAGCGGGCACGCCCCGCUCCGCAAGCAGCAGAACGUCGAAAUCCACGACCGGGAUCUGCCGGCGGUGCUCGGAACACCGCGCUAUCUGUACGGAAUGACCUCGGCCAAGGCAAACUCGAUAACGUUCCUCGGUGAGCACGAGAUGCCGAUCACGCGGGAUCCGACCCAGCAGCUGACCGGCGGCAGCAACAAUCGUCAGGACUCGACCACUUCCUCCAGGAGAUCCCGCGACGGGAACGGAGGAAGCAGCAACAGUAGCGUGAAAAGCAACAGCAGCAACAACUACAAAGUUAGUCGAAGUCCGAACAAUCGAAGGCACGGAUCCAACGGAAGUGGUGGCUCGGGAUCGGGUACGACGGUGGUGGCGUCGUCGGGAAAGGGGGAAGUUGUGGCCGUGGCGGCGGCGUCGACGGCUUCGGUGGAGAAGACUGGCUCUGGAAGCGAUGGGCGUGAUAGGAAAGCAAGCAGCAAACCAUACUCGAUGAGGCCCCGUUCGGCGUCUAUCAAGCGGAAGUUCGAGAUGAAGCUCAAAAGUCGCUCGCUGCCAAAGUCCUUCAUGCGCCACAGCGCACUUACAUCGGAUGAUCUGGAGUUGUCGGCAAUUUUCGCAUCGAAUUCGCCCCUUCAGCUGAGGGCCGUGUCCAGUCCCUCGUUGACGGAACCGACGCCACCGGUGGCCAUCACCACAACGGCCAACACCGUGCUCCAGCAGCAGCAGCAUGUACCGGCGGCGAUGACGAAGGAUGGCCGUUUGGCUGUGACCCAGCAGCACCAACAGCUCGGCAAUAAGGCCGUGGUGCUGGCCAAAACCGGCGGCCACCACAAUCCGUCGCAGCAGGUUUCCGAGAGCGUGCUGCAAAAGUUCAAGAAAACCUUCGCCCAGUUCAAACCAACGACCAAAGCAGCCGCUAGUCCCCAACCUCUAUCGUCAGUGGGUCCAGGUUCCCACUCGUUCGACGCCGGAACCAACUUCCUUCCCCAGCAGCAGCAGCACCCUCCCCACCUGGUGACCACGAUGAGCGUCGACAGUGCCGCCAGCGACAGCACCAAGCAGGGCCAACUCACGACGCACCACCGCUUCGGGCCGCUAAUCUGGCGCUCCAGCAAGGAACGCCGGAAGACCAAGUCCCACCGGCGGGACAAGUGCAACAGUGGCGACUCCGGCAUCCAGGUCGAGCUGGAACCGGACGAGCUGCUGCACGAUGGGCUCGACACGGCGGAACCAACGGUUUCAACCCACGCAGGCAACGUGUCCGUGCGGCGGGCCAACUCGGCCAAGGUGUCCUCGGGCGUCACGGGGACGACCCUGCUGAAGCACAAACUCUCCCUGAAAAGCAACAACAAGGAGAACGUGGCGGCCAACGUGUCCCGGCUGAGCGGGAAAUCGUUGAGUCAACCGUCGGGACUGGACAGCAUUGCGGCCGGUGGCGAACUGCGGAGGUCAGCGACGGAUCUGACCGACUCGGACAGUGACGACCACCACGAGCAUCAUCACCCUCACCACCAUCACCACCCCGAUCACCGGCUUCGACCCAGCGACGGCAACGACGACGAAGAGCCGGUUUUCGCCGAAGUUCUCUUUUCGUUCCGACCUGCUGGACCGCAGGAGCUGGCGCUCGAAAAGGGCGCCCUGGUUGAAGUCCUAAAGCGUGAACCCGGCCCGUGGUGGUGGGGCCGGAUCAAGUCCGACGCCAUCUUGGCCACCGACGAGGACGAAAUCGACACUUCCGACUGUGGCUGGUUCCCGAUGGACUUUGUCAAGGUGGUGCCGACCUUCAACAAGCCCAAACAGAUCAUCAUCAUCAACAACGGGACGCGGAACGGCGAGGACAGCUCGGUCAAGACUGACGUCGACUUGAAAAACUGUGAUAGCUUGGACGAUCCCACGGGGGCGGGGACGAUGAUGACGGAAGAUGGGGAGGGGGAGGGGCCAGUGGAUGCCACCGCUACUAGUCAGGACAGGCAGACCAAGGAGAACGUCAUCAAGGAGCUGCUCGAGACGGAGAUCAACUACGUCAAGUUGCUCAAUUCGCUGUGCUUGGGCUACAUCAAACCGCUGCGCGAGCGAGAGGACGUCUUCCCGGCGGAGAGCGUCAACAUUGUGUUCUCGAAUCUGGAAAAAAUCUGGCGGUUUCAGCAGACCUUCCUGGACGCACUCCGGAUAGCGGUGCCAAACAACCGGAUCGGCGAAGUGUUCCUUGAAUACCAAUCGGCGUUCAUGAUCUACUCUUCGUACUGCAACUCGUACCCGCGGGCCCUGAUGGAGCUCGAAAACUACACCCACAACAAGGAAGCGUGCACGAUCUUGGAAAACUGUCGCGUGGCGCAAAACCUGCCCGAGCUGCCCCUGUCGGCGCACCUGCUGGCCCCGAUCCAGCGCAUCUGCCGGUACCCGUUGCACCUGAGCGAGCUGGUGAAGCACUCGCCCACGCGGAAGGAGCUGCUGCCCCAGCUGAACCUGCGCAAGUGCACCAAGUCCGAGCUGGAAACGCUCGACUGCCGCGAGACGUUCGAGCUGGCUCUGACGGCGAUGCGGCGCGUCACCGAGAUGGUCAACGAAGGCAAACGCCACAGCGAGUACCUGUCGCGCAUCCAGUCCCGCUUCGAGAACUUCCAAGGCCCGUCGAUCAACGUGCACAGCACGCGGCUCUUCCUGCAGACGGACGCCAUCCGGAUGUCGCCGAACCUGUGGAACAACACGUACACGCUGUUCCUGUUCGAUCGGCAGCUGAUUUACUGCAAGAAGGAUUUGCUCAAGCGGACCAACUACAUCUACAAGGGUCGGAUAUUCCUGGACAAUUGUCGCAUCUUGAACCUGCCCGACGGGAAGAUGUUUGGCGUGACGCUGAAGAACGCGCUGCGGUUGUACUGCGACACGCGGAACAAGUGGUUCGACUUUUGCUUCCGGAGCAGUAGCAGCAAGUUGCGCUUUUUGAACACGUUGUCGGCCGAGCGGCAGUUUUGCGGGGAAAGUUUGUUCGUGUCGGAGCUGGACGGGGCUUGUGUGGACGAGGACAAUCUGUCGGAUCGGGAGUACUUCCCGUUCGGCGAGGACAAGGACGGGUGCAGCAAUACGGACACCGAAACGAGUAACGGUGCGGACUUGACGGACAGCAUGCAGUUCCUGUUGGGGAACAUGUCCCAGAGUGCGCGAAGUAGCAGCAAUUGCAGCAAUAGCGGUGUUCUGAAAGAAUCUCCUACGAACGUGAAGGCCACGACGACGGCGGGGAACACGCUGCCGAAAAAGUCUCGAAAAUUGACCAAAGAACAGCAACAGCAACUGCUGGCACAACAGCAAACCGUGGAGUACAGUUCGCACUCACUAGGCCGGCGGAAGUUGGGCAACUGGUUCCGGAAGGCCAAGAGCACCAACAGUACGCCCUCGCAGAGUCCCACCCAUCACCCGAUGGCCCUCUCGUUGGCGGCCGUCAACGCCGCCUCGGACAGCUCUUCCGCCAGCAGUCCCGGUCUUGGCUACCAGCAGAGAACGCUGUCCGCGCUGUCCGCGAACGGCACGACGGCGGUUCCCGCGGUGAGCAAAGAGAACGACGACCCCGUCGAGGACCGUUUGUUGUUCUAGAAGUGCCGCAUCCACAGCAGCCAAUCGUUUAGUUUGAUUCCCGUAAAUCCUGGGCAGUGUGUAGAAUAGAGUAUAUUUACCUUAAAAGUAACACACACACACUCUCACACAUACAUAUUUUGAACGCACAAAUUGAUUUGAAGAAAACAGAGCACACGCACACCCAAAACAUUGCACAACAACCCAAGUGUAUUGAGAAAAAAUAGCAAAAUCCCAAAUUUUACAAAAAAUCCUAAAAUGACUUAGAACACUACCGAGCGGUUUUAAUUUAGAGUGUAAUGGACGGUAAUCCAGUUUAAAAAAAAACCCAAACGAAAACCAAUGGUCUCAUUAUAACCCAAACUACACACAGACUCAAAAAGGCUAAUUGAACGGAACGAGAGUGUUCAUAUUUUAACAGUGUAAAGUAAAAUAAAUAAAAUGUGAAGAAAUCAAUUUUGAACUGUGCUGGCCACAUGCUAACAUUUCAAUAGAGUAAUACCAUUCCUACCAUUAAAACAUCUUUUCCUUGAUUCACCUUAGUAUUUGUUUUUCUGAAUUGUCAUCAGGAAAAAAAUAUCAUAAUCCGAAAUGAAAUAUUUCCAAAAUUUACCUUUCGUAAAAAAAAAUAUUUGGCGUUUCUUACGCAAUUAGUUUAACCACAGUCUAUGGUUUAACUAUUCAGUAAUAUUUUUAACAAAACUAAAAAUUAAUAAAACCCAAAUUAACAAUUUUGUGGAAUUGAUAACAAAACCAACCCCCCCUAGAAUUACUCCUUGGCGUGUCAAACUUUGACCGAAAACCUAAACCAUGAUAGCGGAAAAUAUAAAAAAAAACAGUUUUAUACCAAAAUAACUACAAACAAUCCAACUUCUAAUUGUGAGAGAGGGAAAAUAAACGAAAAUCUGUUUACACAAGCAACUGCCAGAAAGCUCGAUCAAUUGUCUUUUUAUGUUAGCUAAAAAAAAUAAUAAAGCGAAAAAUUUUACCACUUUGAUCAAAUUUUGAACUGUUGUUGAACUGAAAUUAAGAUUUAAAAUUGAUUAGUAUUAUCAUCAAUUUUUGUUUUUAUUUUGUUAAAAACCAACACGCACGUUCAAAAUCACUCAGUUUCAAUCAAAACCGAACCUACUCAGAAAUGAGUAAAGGAGGCAUCUGUCAGAUUUGAGUGAAUUCCUCCCAAAUCUGGGUGAAUAUCACUCAGUUUUCGUUGAAUUCUGAGUGAAAUUCACUCAAAUCUAACAGAUGCCCCCUUACUCAUUUCUGAGUAGGUUCAGUUUUGACUGAAACUGAGUGUUUUUGAACGCGCGUUUAUACAAGACAGCAACUAUAUAAAAAAAAUAACAAUAAUUGUGAAUCUCACAUUAACGUGCACGCAACUAUUUUACACUUUAAAAUUAACAUUCCAAGUCAAACUGAGUUUCCAUCAAUAAUUCAAAAUAUGAUCAAGUAAAAAUCCAAAUAAAAAUUUGAAGCGAGCAGUUGAAUUUCACUUAACAAAAAUCUGCCAAAUUAAAUUGAUUACUUUGAACGCAAUAAAGAGCAUGUAAUGCAGAAAGAAAGGAAAAUUAGGUUAGGGAAUGUUGUUGAUGGAAAAUGAGAAUUUGUUAAAAAAAAAUACCUAACACAAAACACACACACUUGUUCCACGUGAGACGUCGCACAACUACCGAAAGGAAAAAAAAAUAAGUACAGGGCUAUUUUAAACGAGUCUUAAACGUUGAAACUGAUCAAAUUUCAAACUUGAAACAAUUUCAAAUCAGAUGGGGAAACUUUUUUCCCAAAUUAGAACAACAAUUGUUGCUGAUUUACCAAACUAAACUCGAGCAAACUGUAACGCUUAAAAGACAUUAUUAGAAAGAGAAACCAAACUGUUAUAUACGUUAAUGGAAUACAAAUCAAAAGUGUUUGUAAUAUUUACAUCCGAAAAAAAACAUAAACUUACAAUUAGUAACUGCUGAAUUUCAACUAUGACACUGUGAGGUCGGGGGAAACUUUGUCGAGCAGUGAAACUAUGUUUGCGAAGAGACCAACUGAAACGAUUCUAAAAGCAACAAACCUAUCAAAUACUGAGUGUGAGUGUAUCGAAGUAUUUAGUAAAGGAACGAACAUUAGCAGCAAGUCUUAAUCGAUGUGUUUAUCAUUUAAAUUAGCUUUCUACAAAAUAUGAAUAAAGUAAUGCAUCUUAAACUCGAAAAAAAGUCGUGCGAAAAGCGUUCAUGUUUUGUAAAUAGAUUUCGAAAUCAACUGCGCAUAAAAUUAACAAACAA